AUGUUACGGAGAUCGUUUUCACAGGCCUCAAAGCUACAAAAGAAGCUGAACAAAGAUGAAAUAGCCAAGGCUCUGUCACUGCUGAAGGGCACCUCUUCAUUGAAUGGGAUUGAUGUCACGUCGGAACAGGAGAAGCACAAGUACAUUAGCUACUUCACGAGGGCUCUGAACUCCAACAUUGGCGAUAGUGCUGAUGACCUGGCCACAGUGAAGAGCCACUUCACGCACUCUUUAUUGGGGCUGAAUACCAUUCUGAACGUGAACAACAAGACCCAUCUCGACCCUAUAAGUAUCAAGGAUAGAGUGUCGAGGUGCACAGAUGAGAAACAGGUGCUGGAGAUAUUUGAUGAGCUGCUAACGAAUGAGACUUUAGACAUCAAGAGCUUCAAGCAUAUCCUGACGAACAAACACGUGCAAGACCUGGAUUAUAUCUACUCAAGACUGCAAUUUGUACACUCUGACGAGUUGAAGAUUUUGGUGUGCUCUAGAGCACUCAUGCAAAAGAAGACCAGCUUCGCUCAGGAUGUCUACGAGGACAACCUGGGCAAGUGGCUGAUGAUGCGUGAAGAAGCGAAACUCUCACAGUUCUCUGAGAAGUCUCUGUAUCAGGUCAUCUGGAGAAUAGACAAGGAUAUCUCCCUUUUACAGAGGCUGAGCUAUACACAGGCUUCUUAUCUCAUGUUGAUUGAGACGAUUCCAAGACAGCUCCCACAUCUACCAGCUCCAGCACAGUUCCAGUUCACUUCAAACCAGAGGUUGUUCUUGAAAUUUGUCAAUUUCAUCAAUAAGAAGCCUAUAACGUCAACUUCCAACAAACUAUUGCAGAGGCUUCUUCGUUUGAACGUGGAAGCCAUGAUCUCUAGGGAAGUGAACGAUGAAAUGACCAUACAUAAGUACCGUUAUGUCAACGGGCUGGUGGACCUUUGCGACGAUUUACAGAAGGAGUAUGGCGACGCCUCGGAGCUUUAUGAGACACUACACUCAUUGCACGACGUUAUUCAACACGAGACAGUUCUCAAAUUCAUUUAA
Molecule: messenger RNA, 1029 nt
Organism: Williopsis jadinii
Lineage: Eukaryota; Fungi; Ascomycota; Saccharomycetes; Phaffomycetales; Wickerhamomycetaceae
Exons: 1
Coding region: 1-1029 (342 amino acids)
Source: RefSeq, a predicted model, not a curated record